UCUUUUUGUGGCAUUGGGUGCCCUUUUUUUUGGUUUGAGCACCUGCCCCCCAAAAUGUCUGUGCACGUGCCUGAUAAUAAUAUUAUUAUUAUAAUUCAAACUUAAAGCGAUUUUCUAAAUACACAGACGCGUUGUACAUUAUAAUGAUAAUAAUAUAUUAUUAAUAUAAGACAUAAUCAGAACGAAUCAGCACCACAAAAUAAAAUAUAUACUUUUAAAAAAGAAUAAAAUACACCAAAUAAAUACAAUUAGAAAGAUUAAAACUAAAUUUGAUUUGACUAAAGCCAUAAAAUUAUCUAUUAACCGACAUAAAACAACAUUUUAAUGAAUUAUCUAAAAGUUCAUCAUAGUGAUUUUGAGAGAAAUUAAAAUAUGUAAAUCUUUUAGCUCGAGCUCCAUAAUAAUGGAGCAGUGGAAGAAGCGCGUGCUCGACAAUAAAACUGUAAGUGUUCCAAACCAAACGUGUAACCGGUUCACACGACGUGUGUCUCCACAGCAGCGUGGGAAUGUGCGCGCGGCGACAAAUGAGUCGCCUCGUGACGCGGCCUCACUGCUCCUGUAUUUAUUCAUCAGCAGCUGCCGACUCCACCGGACACCUCCACCCCUCACACACCUCACACACCUCACACCCCUCACACACCUCACACACCUCACACUCCUCCGGACACCUCCACCCCUCACGCACCUGAGAGUUCUGAGCGCCAGUAGAGAAACAUGGCCUCCUCUUCCUCCUCGUCCCUCCUCUUCCUCCUGCUGCUCCCUCUAGUGGCAGCACAGACCUACCACUGGGGUAGCUGUCCCACCCCCAUGCUGCAGCCCAACUUCACCCUCCAACAGUACAUGGGCCACUGGUACGAGAUCGAGAAGCUGCCGGCGUCCUUCGAGAAGGGGAAGUGCAUCGAGGCCGACUACGCCGUGAGGCCGGACGGCACCAUCCAGGUCCUGAACAAGCUGCUCUAUAAAGGCAAGGUGACGACGGCCGAAGGAACCGCGGUGGUUAUAGACCCGAGAGAACCGGCCCGGCUGGGAGUCAGCUUCUCGCACUUCUCGCCCUACGUCCCGUACCUGGUGCUGAGCACCGACUACAGCGGCCUGUCCGCCGUGUACUCCUGCACCAACGUCCUCAACAUCUUCUACAUCGACUACGCCUGGAUCCUCAGCCGCUCCCGCUUCCCGCCGCCGGAGAGCGUGGCGAGCGCCAAGCAGCUGCUGAGCGGCGAGGGCGUCGAGGUGUGCGGGAUGAAGCCCACGGACCAGAUGGGCUGCCCCGAUGUCUAGGGGGGCGGAGCAGGGGGCGGGGCUAAACGCGGGGACGACAGUACCUCGUAUUGCAGUUAGUGCGAACAACAAAUCUGAGAACCGCGUGCUGUGAUUUUCAUUCUUUACUAGUUAAAUCUUCUGUGUUCAAAGAUGUUAAAAUGAAUAUUUAGAAUAGAUUAAAUGGAUUCUGUAACUGCUCUGUGCUUUAAUGAUUAAAGAAACGGCAUUUGUAAAAACCUAUAAUGAAUUAACACGCUUCAGGACGUUACAAGCGGCAUUUUGUAUGUGAUAUGUCGACAUGUUACUUUGUGUGAAAUAACGCGUGAAGAAGAAAUGAGCAUAUUGGUGGUGAUGGCA
This is a messenger RNA of Pseudoliparis swirei, 1617 nucleotides long. It is a transcript of the gene apodb, whose product is annotated as apolipoprotein Db. NCBI's taxonomy places the organism in Eukaryota, Metazoa, Chordata, Actinopteri, Perciformes, Liparidae. The coding region runs from base 715 to 1278 and encodes 187 amino acids. The record is from RefSeq and is a predicted model, not a curated record. Gene Ontology annotation, molecular function: lipid binding. Gene Ontology annotation, biological process: brain development; lipid transport; tissue regeneration. The transcript has 5 exons.